Enhydra lutris kenyoni (northern sea otter) is the source of this 2348-nucleotide messenger RNA. RefSeq names its product small glutamine rich tetratricopeptide repeat containing alpha (gene SGTA). Bases 97 to 1038 code for a protein of 313 amino acids. Gene Ontology annotation, biological process: post-translational protein targeting to endoplasmic reticulum membrane. The record is from RefSeq and is a predicted model, not a curated record. The transcript is spliced from 12 exons. Gene Ontology annotation, cellular component: membrane; TRC complex. Gene Ontology annotation, molecular function: molecular adaptor activity; protein binding. NCBI's taxonomy places the organism in Eukaryota, Metazoa, Chordata, Mammalia, Carnivora, Mustelidae.
GCAGCGCCGCGGUGCGCAGGCGCAGCCGUCGGUGGGUCGGCGUUCGGCCGCCUGAGAGAUCCGAAAACCCGAGGCGUGGUCCCUUCCUGUCUCAAGAUGGAUAACAAGAAGCGCCUGGCCUACGCCAUCGUCCGGUUCCUGCACGACCAGCUCCGGCACGGGGGGCUCUCGUCCGACGCCCAGGAGAGCUUGGAAGUUGCAAUCCAGUGCCUGGAGACCGCUUUUGGGGUGACUGUGGAAGACCAUGACCUCGCUCUCCCUCAGACGCUUCCGGAGAUAUUCGAAGCAGCCGCCGCGGGCAAGGAGGUGCCGCAGGACCUGAGGAGCCCCGAGCGAACCCCACCUUCAGAGGAGGACUCGGCUGAGGCAGAGCGCCUCAAAACUGAAGGAAACGAGCAGAUGAAAGUGGAGAACUUUGAAGCCGCCGUGCACUUCUACGGCAAAGCCAUCGAGCUGAACCCGGCCAACGCGGUCUAUUUCUGUAACAGAGCCGCGGCUUACAGCAAACUCGGGAACUACACUGGGGCUGUGCAGGACUGUGAGCGAGCCAUCUGCAUAGACCCGUCCUACAGCAAAGCCUACGGCAGGAUGGGCCUCGCGCUCUCCAGCUUGAACAAGCACACCGAGGCUGUGGCCUACUACAAGAAGGCCUUGGAGCUGGACCCUGACAACGAGACCUACAAGUCGAACCUCAAGAUAGCCGAGCUGAAGUUGAGGGAGACGCCAAGUCCCACAGGAGGCGUCGGCAGCUUUGACAUCGCUGGCCUGCUCAACAACCCCAGCUUCAUGAGCAUGGCGUCCAACCUAAUGAACAACCCACAGGUUCAGCAGCUCAUGUCCGGCAUGAUUUCGGGCGGCCACAACCCGCUGGGGACUCCCGGCACCAGCCCCUCACAGAACGACCUGGCCAGUCUCAUCCAGGCCGGCCAGCAGUUCGCCCAGCAGAUGCAGCAGCAGAACCCAGAGUUGAUAGAACAGCUCCGGAGUCAGAUCCGGAGUCGGACCCCCAGUGCCAGCAACGACGACCAGCAGGAGUGACCGCCCACCGUUCCCGCGUUCUCAGCCCGAGCCUGCAGGGAUGUCCUGUCGCGCUGACUCGCGGCCCUCGUGUCUUCUCCCCCAGCCCUCCCCGUGCCGCCAGCUCCUUCCCACCGACUGGAGGCCGUGUCGCAUUUUGCCGUCUUCUCCCCUUGGACCACUCAAGAGAGAAAAAGAAACAGAAAUCGGACCUGCAUGUUAAGAUGGAUUUUUCUUACUCCCUCCGCCGUCCCCUCCCUGUUUGUAGUCUCCUGCGGCCCCUAGACCCUUCUCAAAACAGAGCCAGCAAGCUGUGAACGCAGACCAGCACUGACCUCUCUCAGCCCCCUGAAAACUCCGUCGGGGAAGCGUCUUCUAGACCGCGCUGGGCUGGGGUCGUCCUCGAGCCGCUCUCCAGGAAGCCUGCCCAUUUUGUGCUGAGCCGCGUCGGGGACACCCACGGCUCCCAGAGCCCCUUUCUGCAGCCCCGUGGUCCGUCCUCAGAGGAGACAUGAGAAGCCAAUUCUGAGUCGACCUUGGCCUCCCCAGCCGCGUCCUGCUCGGAUGAGCUCACUGCCAGCCGCGGUCUGGGCACCAGUGGCCGCCCUGCCCCUCAGACCGUGGGUUUUCGUUUGAGGAGCUCUUCAGACACAUUUUCCUAAAAGACGAUUUCCGUGACCUUGCACCCCUGUUGGGAGCAGGGGUGGGACCAUCCUGGGGUGCACGGGACCAGGUACUGGGACUUGACUUCCAAUCAAGCAUUUGGAUGGACACGUGUCUCAUCUCUGAUCCUCUUGUCCCAGUACUCAUGACCGAUAGACCCCAAGCCCGUCCCCAGCUGGGUGUCCAGCCCACUGCCCUUCUGUCCACGGACGAUCCUGCCGGCCGGCAUGUUGGGUCCCUGGCAGGCUCUCCUGCCCUGUUCAGGGCUGGGGGUCCAGCAGGGGUCCCUGGCGCCCCCGCCUCAGCCUUGCCAGACAGCCACCAGAGCUGCUCCCAGCGGGGCAGGAGCGCCAGCCACGGCCGGACAGCCCGCCCAGGACACAGGGCCACUGCAGAUGUGCCCACGGCUUCCACUUGGGCGGGAUGGGGGGAGGGCAGGUCUGCAGGCACCAAUGUUGGCAUCUGGAUCAUGUGAGGUUCCCUCACGGUCUGGGCCGUCUGCGAGGUAGACCCAGUACGUGCGUGCUGUAGGUAACUAGUGGGAAGACGGGCCACUGCCAGCCACCCGCAGUCCGUCCCACGUCUGGCGAGAUGUGUCCUAACUUGAGUGCUAGCCACGGUGACAAGAAACGUGUGGGGAAUAAAUAGGCAUCACGACCUCUGCUCCA